UAUACGCUUAAUUGCGCUUGCAGAGCUGGAGCACAUAUCAAGAAACGAGCAAGCAUCAUAUAUUUCUCUUCAAAUUGUUAUGGAAAAAAGCUGAGCAGUAUGUUGAAGGCACAGGCUAAAGAUGCAAUGCAACAUGCCAAGUCGUUUGGAGAGAACUUUGCACGUACUAACAAGUACAUGCAUGCCAACAAGCUAUGGCUACAAACUGUACCAACUACUGACUGUGAGGUGGUAGUUAUCUUCCCUACCAAGACGGAUGAUGCUGUUAUCAUGUGGGUCUUAGCUAAGCUGAAGGAGAGGCUACAAGAGCUUAAAGUAGCUGUUAGACAUCAUGCACAUACAGGAACAUGUGGACUCUAUCUCUCUGCCUCAUCUGACUGUUUGUUACAAGGAGCAGAGAAUCUUAGCUUUCGCAAGCCACUGAAGGCUGAGUAUGGAGGAGGACUGAAGGAGUUUACCUGUCUGGAGGCUAGCAUGUAUGAAGGAGCUGAUGAUGCUCAUCAAUUCCUUUCAUCUCAGGAGCGCCAAAAAAUCAUCCAUUACAUGCUUGAAAGCCUGAGAGCAGUGGAGGGUGAUAGACUGGGCAAGGUGAAGUUUGUGGACAAUGAACCAAUAGUGCCAAAGCUUCAAGCGAAAGGGGUCAUCUCCAAAGUCUUCCCUCUUCAUAAGCGUGACGAUCUGCAAGUCCUCAAGAAAACAUGGGUUCAAGCCUUCUUCAAGCCACAACCAUUGGAUGCAGUAUGUGACUACUUUGGAGUAAAGAUAGCAAUAUAUUUUGCUUGGCUAGGGUUCUAUACGCAAGCCCUUCUCUUUCCUGCUGUAGUUGGUCUGCUUGUAACCAUCUUUGUUGAUGAUAGCAAUCAGUUGAAUCAAGACAGGAGUGUGGUGUUUGUCUCGUUCUGUAACAUUACCUGGGCUUCCCUUAUACUGGAGGUAUGGAAGAGAAGGGGAUCUGCCCUGGCCUAUCGAUGGGGAACGUUAGACUCCAAACAUGAGCUUAUUGAAGAGCCACGCCCUCAGUUUAAGGGAGACUUGGUUGUGAACAGUGUAUCAGGCAAGCUGCAGCCCUACUAUCCUGCUUGGAAACGUAAUGUCUUCAGAUACUUUGUAACGCUCCCAGUCAUCUUACUCUGCUGCAUCAUAGCAUUUGUCUCCAUGUAUCUCAUUCUGGAGCUCCAGGAGUGGGUCAAUUCUCACAUUCAGCAAAACAAUUGUUAUUGGUGGGUUGGUUACAUUCCGAAGAUCACCCUUACUGUUGUGAUCAGCGUGAGUGACAUUGCCUUUAAGAGGGUUGCCUACUGGCUGAACAGGAAGGAAAACUACCGUCUUCAGAGCACGCAUGAAAAUCAACUCAUUCUUAAACUGGUUACGGCCUGCAAAGCAUACUACAAAAGUACCGUGCAGUUUAUCAAUCAUUUCCUUGCAUUGUUCUACAUUGCCUUCAUUCUCAAAGACAUGACAAGACUUAGAAAUUAUUUGGGAACGAUAUUCAUCCUUCGCCAAUUGACUGGUAACUUCAAGGAGUCAGUUCUGCCUUACAUCACAGAGAAGCUGAAAGUCUACCGAAUGACUUACGUGACUGCCAGUAAAUUCCAUACUGAUGAGGAAACAAGAAGACAACAAGACAAAUCAGAGGCAACAGAGAAACAAGGAGACAUGUCAGAGGUAACCAAGAGACCAGAAAACAUGUCAGAUAGAACAAUGAGACAAGAAAAUAUGUCAGAUGAAACAAAGAGACAAGGAGACAUCUUAGAGGGAACAGAGGGACAAGGAGACAUCUUGGCGGGAACAGAGGGACAAGGAGACAUCUUGGAGGGAACAGAGAGACAAGUAGACGUGUCAGAGGAAACUAAGGGACAAGCAGACGUGUCAGAGGGAACUAAGGGACAAGGAGACGUGUCAGAAAUUGCAUGUGGUUCCAGUGAAGAGAAGUUCAUCAUCACCCAGGCUGAGCUUGAGUCUGAGAUGCGCUCCUAUGAGGAUACCUUUGACGAUUACUUGGAGAUGGUCAUCCAGUUUGGUUAUGUCAUCCUCUUUUCAUCUGCCUUUCCUUUGGCUGGGUUAUUUGCAGUCAUUAAUAACACUGUUGAGAUCCGUAGUGAUGCAUUCAAGCUCUGCUCCAUUAAACACAGGCCAUUUGGACAGAGGGUCGAGAACAUAGGAUCCUGGCAGCAAGCAUUGGAAGUUAUGGCUGUGAUUGGAGUGAUAGUGAACUGUGCCUUGCUGGGUAUCUUUGGUCAUGUGGGACAAGCCUUCCCAAGCCUUACACCUACUGGAGUCAUUCUAUGCAUCGUUGUCGUAGAGCAUGUGAUUCUAGCUGCAAAGCAAGCUAUUUCAUUGGGCAUACCUGAUGUACCUCACUGGGUCUCCAUAGAGAUGGCUAAACUAGAGUACAGGAGACGUGAAGCUCUGAAGAAAAUGGAGGUGGAUGCUCUGCAUUGCGCCAAGAAGUCGCCGAGUGUAAAGCAAGAAGAUGACAAGAAAGGUGAUCCAAAGCUGAAGAUACCACAGCGUGGGAAGGUGUGGCCUUCUAGUAUGAAGGAAACAGCUGCAAAUUUCAACCUUUUUCAGAACGACAAAGCAGUAGGCACUGACCAAGUCACAAGUGAUGGUCAAGUGAGAAAUGAUGUCCAAGAGCUUCCUGAAAAGCCCAGUCAUGAAAAGAAGUCUGACUAAGAUAGUAUGUACCGGUAUCCCCAUUGGAAUUUGAUUUGAUUAGACUUGAGGUUAAGUUUGUCAAAGGUCAUAGAGAUCAAUUUUUGAAAUAUAGGUUAUUGCCUUCUAGCAUAAUCUC
This is a messenger RNA of Strongylocentrotus purpuratus (purple sea urchin), 2794 nucleotides long. RefSeq names its product anoctamin-8. Gene Ontology annotation, cellular component: plasma membrane. NCBI's taxonomy places the organism in Eukaryota, Metazoa, Echinodermata, Echinoidea, Camarodonta, Strongylocentrotidae. The transcript has 16 exons. Gene Ontology annotation, biological process: chloride transmembrane transport. Gene Ontology annotation, molecular function: chloride channel activity. The record is from RefSeq and is a predicted model, not a curated record. Bases 100 to 2676 code for a protein of 858 amino acids.